Messenger RNA from Acipenser ruthenus (sterlet), 2999 nucleotides. RefSeq lists its product as uncharacterized. The transcript has 10 exons. Lineage: Eukaryota; Metazoa; Chordata; Actinopteri; Acipenseriformes; Acipenseridae. Bases 702 to 1616 code for a protein of 304 amino acids. The record is from RefSeq and is a predicted model, not a curated record.
CAGGGGGGCCGAGAUCCGAGCUGAUUUCUUCGUUUGUUUUCAGGGCGUUGAUGUCUGCCUGCCUUUCUAAAAAGAUAAAAGCACGUGAAAGCUGAAAUUAUGUAACACAUUAAACUAGACGUUCAAUUCCAGUUUUACUUUCGAUUUGAGUCAGACAGCGAGCGGGGAGCACGGAUUUGCAAACGUGUGGAAGAUUGAAUCGCCUUAUCGCCUUUUAACGCGCUCGUUUGAGAUCAGAGUGGGAUUAGCAGCUUGUAGAAACGCAGAGAUAUAUAAAACGAAAUUGUAUUAUAAAAAGAACAGCGUGUUUUUGUUUGUUGAGCGGGAGGAAACGAGACGCUAAAGUUGCAGUGACGUUUUAUCUGGUUCGAAGUUCAGAGCACCGCGCCCGCGGUCGGGUUAUUUAUUUAUUUUUUUUUGAUCAGAUAAAGGUUGUGGUUUUAAAAAAAAUAAAACACGUUGUUUUUUUGUAUGUGUUUGUGUUUUUAAACAGAGACCAAGCUAAGCUUACCGCGAAGAAACGUUUCUAGAUUGUUCUGUUUUUUUUUUUAAAUGCAAGAAUUAAAAACAGCACAACUUUAGACUUUUAAAAAGACCGAUCUGCUGAAUGCAAACUUUUGUGUCUGUCUGUGGAUAUUUUAUGAUUUUCGAAAGUCGCCCCAGGAAGCUGACAAAACCUGCACGUGAGUUUCCCCUCGGUGAUGCGGCGAGGUGUGUGCGGCGCGGGCUCCCCCUGUCAUGUGACUGAAGGACGAGGAGGAGGGGCGGGGCUGUCUCCUGGUUUCUUGUGUUCCAGAUUGCUGAAACUAGCGAUCCUGCUGGCUGGCGUCUUUGCCGGAUUCACUUCAGCUUGUUCGUUACGCCAUGUAACGACAUACGGACUCCUGAUCCAGAGCCUAAAUGAUUCUCUCCCUCAAGAUUAUAAUUUCCCCGUCACAGUCCUACCUGUCAGGUGUCAGAAUUUCUCCGAUAUUGCAAUGCUCAAAUCCUCCCUGACUCACCUCCACAGCAUGGCUGGGAAGGAGCUCAAACCCAAGGUUUCAAAAUUAUUGGAACAAAUUCAAUUUGAAAAUUGCUCAGAUCUGGACAAGUUCAAUGGCUCUGGGUUUGAAGUGCAGUUUUGGAACACCUCCUAUUUUGUGGCCCAGUUGCUCAGAACUUUGAAUAAUUUCAAUGACUGUCACAUGAAUGGAAGAACCUGCCCAGCAGCAUGGCCUGAGAAGAGAUCCUGUCUCCCUACUGACAGCUCCACAACCACGGUGCCCCCUACAGACAGCUCCACAGCCACAGUGACUCCUACAGACAGCCCCACAACCACAGUGACUCCUACAGACAGCUCCACAGCCACAGUGACUCCUACAGACAACUCCACAGCCAUGGUGACUCCUGCUGGUGAGGGAAUGAUAUCGCCUCCUGCUGGUGUAAAUGAUAAAUCGAUGGAAGAAGGAAGCCCCUUCACCUCAACUAAAAUCUCAAUCAUCAGUGUCUUAUCAAUACUCUUCGUCGCAGUAGUGUUUAUUCUGUGGAAAAGAUGUAGUCAACAUUGCCACCCAGUGAUAUCUGAUAAUGAAGAGACUGCUGAAACAGAAUCAUUAAGAGCAGUCGCCUCUGUAUGAAAAGGCGGGUUUUCAUUCUCAUCAAAAAAACAAACCAAUUAGUUUGUGGAACACAAACACUGUGUCUCCUCCUGUGGACGCGUGAGGGAGCGGGUUGUCCGCAGCGUCGCUGUCUCAUCGGACACCUGGUUGCCAAGACAACAAGCCGUCCUCCCCAUCGCAUUCUGUACAGUGCCUUUCAAAUACCAAACAGGGAAACUGCCUAAAAUCUCAGUUCAGAUUUCACGCACCGAAACAUCGCUAUCACCUCCACUGACACCCCCAGAAGAGAUCGGAGUUUUUAAGCGAGGUUUAUGAAACGGAGGCUGGCAUCUGCCCGCUCGAGGAUGGUCGGGAAUCCUGGGACAAAAGAACGGAAUCUGUUCGGAACCAAGAGGAUUGUGGGAUACUUGACCGUAGUGUUUUUAAAGGAGCUCAUGGACCUGCAGCCGGGAAUUGAAGCACAGAAACCAGGAGCAGAGACACACGGUGUGGAAGAGAAGGGAUGAGGACUACUAUGAGUUACCAAAGGCUACGAAGGACUAUGAAGGGCUAUCAUGGGCUAUCAUGGCCUUCGAAGGGCUAUCAUGGCCUACGAAUGGGCUAUCAUGGCCUACGAAGGGCUAUCAUGGGCUAUCAAAGGCUACGAAGGACUAUGAAGGGCCAUCAAGGGCUAUCAAGGGCUAUCAAGGGCUAUCAAGGGCUAUCAUGGGCUACGAAGGGCUGUCAUGGCCUACGAAGGGCUAUCAUGGGCUAUCAAAGGCUACGAAGGACUAUUUAGGGCCAUCAAGGGCUAUCAUGGGCUACGAAGGGCUAUCAAGGGCUAUCAUGGGCUCCGAAGGACUAUGAAGGGCAAUGAAGGACUAUGGAGGGCUAUCAUGAGUUAUCAAGCCACGUUGUUGAUGCAGAAUCACUGGGAUCCUUGGGAAGACGAAAAUAAACCAAAAAUUCAACAUCUUCAGAAAGUGGAAACGUUUGUCAUUGAAACGUCCUAAGAAAAUGUAAUGUGGACAAGGGGGUGUCCAUAGAAUCUGUCCUGGGAGUCGGACAACGCGUCCAAACAGCUCGACUGACCGUAGCGUCCGGAGACGAACAAAAUAAUAAUAUGAAUAUGAAUUUGUUAAUGUGCAGGAUGACGCCUCUAGGAUGUGAUUUUAAUACCAAGUGUUUAACCUGUAGUAUUUUGUAUUUAAUCAUAUCCUGAUGUAACUAUCACUGACACUGUUAUCUGCUGUAUUAUUGAAUUGUAUUUUGUCACACUUGUACUUGCUUGAACCGAAGUCACUGUAUUUAUCUUGCUCUUAAUUGUAUUAAUACUUGUACUGUGAUUAUUGAAAUGCAUUUUUGUUUACGAUUGUAAAUCGCCCUGGAUAAGGGCGUCUGCUCAGAAAUAAAUAAUAAUAA